Molecule: messenger RNA, 1560 nt
Organism: Solanum pennellii
Lineage: Eukaryota; Viridiplantae; Streptophyta; Magnoliopsida; Solanales; Solanaceae
Product: gamma-glutamyl hydrolase 1-like
Exons: 10
Coding region: 330-1343 (337 amino acids)
Biological process (GO): tetrahydrofolylpolyglutamate metabolic process
Cellular component (GO): vacuole
Molecular function (GO): gamma-glutamyl-peptidase activity
Source: RefSeq, a predicted model, not a curated record
AAUGAUAACUAAUUUUGAUAAUCAAUUUUAGAAUGAGUUUAUCUGAUUAUGCACAAAUCUAAUAAACAAUUCUUAACAUCCAUGUGGCUAUAAAAUGUUUGAGACUCGGUAAUAUUAAAUAUGACAUAUCAUUAUUAAAAGUAAAAUGAGAAGGUCUAAAAUAUGACAUAUCAUUAUUAAAAGUAAAAUGAGAAGGUCUAUGUGAUUCUCUUUGAAACAGACUAAUAAAAAAAUAUUAUGUAACAUGAGUAGUAGUUCUUCUAUAAAAGCUCAACAAGAGCACCCCAAUCACUACACACUUUCAUCAUCUAUAUUUUUUUUAAAAAAAAAUGUCUAACUACUUCCUCAUUUCCCUUCUCACCCUCUCUCUCUUCCUGGUGGUUACCACCAUUGAGUCGGCGGAGCUGUUUGUCCCCGCCGGCUGUCCUUUGCCUGACCAUAACCUUAAUUACCGGCCAGUCAUCGGGAUUAUCAGUCAUCCCGGUGACGGAGACUCCGGUCGAAUAAAUAAUUCGACCGGAGUGUCCUACAUUGCUGCUUCGUAUGUGAAGUUAGUUGAAUCAGGGGGUGCUAGGGUCAUUCCACUUCUUUUUGAUGAUUCACCUCAACUUCUCAAUCAAAAACUUAAUCUUGUAAAUGGAGUGAUCUUCCCAGGAGGGUGGGCUAAGAAAGGGCACUAUCUUGAGACUAUCAAAGCAAUUUUUGGGAAAGUUUUGGAGAAGAAUGAUGCCGGAGAACAUUUCCCUCUCCUUGCCAUCAACCAUGGAUUUGAGCUUUUGAUGAUGAUCGUAUCCAAGGACAACAACAUUCUUGAGAAAUUCAGUGUAUCAAAUCAGGCAACCAAACUUCAUUUUGUGGAAACUGUAAAUAUUGAAGAUACAAUAUUUGGGAGGUUCCCACCUACAUUAAUAAAGAAGUUGAGUAAAGAAUGUCUUGUGCUACAAAGUCAUAAGUAUGGUUUAUCACCAGAAAAAUUUCAAGCAAAUGAUGAUCUAUCUAGCUUUUUCAUUAUGUUGACUACUAGCACAGACACACGCAACAAGGUCUAUGUCUCUACUCUUAAAGCAGAGAACUAUCCCAUAACUGCUUUACAGUGGCACCCAGAGAAAAGUGCUUUCGAAUGGGGAUCAUCAGCAAUCCCACAUUCUGAAGAUGCAGUUCAAGUGACUCAACUUGUUGCCAACUAUUUUGUCAGUGAAGCAAGAAAGUCUUCUAACAAACCAGAAGCUCAAAAAGUACUUGACAAUCUCAUCUACAAUUACAAACCAACUUAUACUGGAAAGAUCGGGAAAGGUUACGAUGAGGUUUACGUUUUCAACAGUCCUGCUGUGAACUCUGUUUAGAUGCAGAGGAAAUGCAUAUGACCUAAGUAAGAGUAUUAGAAUAACCGCGAUGGUAUGAUUAGGUAAUUGAAGAGAUAUUUCGAGUUGUAAUUGAACUUAUUCAUGCUUCAAGCAAUCUGCAGUUUCAUUUUGGAAAAAAAAACUAGUUUAUAUGUACUAAUAGAAUGAAAUGCACAUAACAAAAAGUUUGGAAUUGACAUCCAAUUUCUCACAAUUA